Molecule: messenger RNA, 2249 nt
Organism: Cannabis sativa
Lineage: Eukaryota; Viridiplantae; Streptophyta; Magnoliopsida; Rosales; Cannabaceae
Exons: 1
Coding region: 555-1904 (449 amino acids)
Source: RefSeq, a predicted model, not a curated record
AAUAUUAUUAUAAAAAAAUUAUAUUUAAGAAAAAAAUAAAUAAAUAUAAAUAUAUGUUCUUCUUUCUCUCUCUUUCAUUUAUAGCUUUGUUGGAGUUGAGCCAAAUAGGAGCAGUGAAGGGUGAGACUCACAUGGUGUUUGUUUCGUGAUCUAACCUGCUCCCGAUUCUCGGCUUGGUCAAAGGAGCAAGGGUUUUUCUUUUUUCUCACCAAUUUCGGUAAUAAAACGAUAACUAGUUUCGAUUCUAUUGUUGUUCGACUGUUAUAGGAUUUGUUUUAAGGAUUGUGUUUGGGAAAUUUGUAAUUUUUGUUGUUGUUGUUGUGAGAUUUGUGGUUAUUGUUGAAAAUCUGGUGGUGGGUUCUGUUUUGUUAUGAUGUUUGAUGAUCUAAAUUUAACUUGAUUGAGCAUUGAAUAGGGUUGGGUUGAAUUGUUGUAAGAGGGUAAUUGAGGAAUAUGGUAAUGCUUGAUUUUUGAAUUAUGGUUGUGUUAGUUGUCACAAAUUGAGUAAAAGAUUGGAUUUUGGAGAUAAUGAAUGUGCAAGUUUGAUCUCCUCAAUGGAAGGUCAUUUGUCUCAUGGAGGGAUUAUUCCUGGUGGGGCCUCUUAUGGAGGUCUUGAUUUGCAAGGAUCAAUACGGGCUCAACAUCAGGGACAACACCCACAUACCAUACACCAACAACAUAAUCCUAAUCAAUGCCAAACUCCCAAUGUUCGCCCUUCGAUACGUGAGGGUUUCCCGCUUACUAUGGGAACAUUGCAUAGCUGUGAUCAAAGGAUGUCGAUGGUUGAUUACAAUAGUAGGGGGGAAAGGAACAAAAACUCGGCAAGUGAGGAGGAUGAGCCGAGCUUUACUGAAGAGGGUAUUGAUGGUCAUAAUGAAGUCAGUAGAGGGAAGAAGGGAUCAAUAUGGCAGCGUGUCAAGUGGACCGACAAGAUGGUGAAACUUCUGAUUACUGCAGUGUCUUAUAUAGGUGAGGAUGCUGGACCAGAUUGUAGUGGUGGGGGAAGGAGGAAAUUUGCAGUCCUACAGAAAAAGGGAAAGUGGAAAUCUGUCUCCAAGGUUAUGGCUGAAAGGGGUUUUAAUGUUUCACCUCAACAGUGUGAGGACAAAUUUAAUGACCUUAACAAGAGAUAUAAAAGACUUAAUGAUGUGCUUGGGAGGGGAACUUCUUGCCAAGUUGUUGAGAAUCCUGCGCUUUUGGACGUUAUAGAUUACCUAAAUGAGAAAGAAAAGGAUGAUGUAAGAAAAAUAUUAAGCUCGAAGCACCUAUUUUACGAAGAGAUGUGUUCUUAUCAUAAUGGAAAUCGGUUGCAUCUGCCUCAUGAUCCAGCAUUGCAGCGUUCUUUGCAGUUGGCUCUUAGAACUAGAGAUGAUAAUGAUAAUGAAGAUGGGAGGAAGCAUCACCAUGAUGAUCCUGAUGAAGAAGAUCAAGAAGUGGAAAUUGAUGAUCGCGAUGAUUUGGAGGAUAAUAAUGCUUCACAUGGGGACAGAGGAAUGUAUGGGUUAGGGGACUCUGGAAAGAGGUUCAGACAGGGUCUUGGUCAGGGACGUGAAGAUGUUGGCUUCGGGAAUUCAUUGAAUCCGCAUGAUUGUAAUAAAAGCUCUUAUUCUCAACCACAAGUUGCUCAAGCUGAUAUAAACCAAGCCCCACCUGAUGGCACAAAAGUGGCAUGGCUACAAAAACAGUGGGUCGAGUCUCGCUCUUUGCAACUAGAAGAAAGAAAGAUACAAAUUCAAGUUGAGAUGUUGGAAUUGGAGAAACAGCGGUUGAAAUGGCAAAGAUUUUCUAAGAAAAGAGACCGUGAAUUGGAAAAGAUGAGGAUGGAAAAUGAGAGAAUGAAGCUUGAAAAUGAGCGUUUGGCAUUGGAAUUAAAGAGAAAGGAAAUGGGUGGUGGCUUUACUUAACUGCCUUUGUAUCUAAACUUUGUCUACAUGAUUAUUUUCUUUUGUUAUUUUGUUUUCAUUAAGUAAGCCUCGUUCCAUAUCUAUAGAGUAUCAGAUAUUAGGUGGGAGAACCUUUUUUGAAUCUCAACUCUGCCUGGUCAUAAUAGGUUUUAGCUAGUUUCCAUAGCUUGCCCUUUGGUGACAUACCAUUUACCUUUGACUGCAAAAACAUUGUUGAAAGGAUGUUUUUAUCUGUACUCUGUAGUACUGAGUAUUUAAGAACAUAUUUUAUGUCGUUAAUUUGCAUUGUAAAAAUCCAGCUUCCCAUAUAAUAUUGUAUUAAUGUUAGGACUGUUUUAUCUUUCA